This is a messenger RNA of Fopius arisanus, 6009 nucleotides long. RefSeq names its product zinc-dependent metalloprotease kuz (gene kuz). The record is from RefSeq and is a predicted model, not a curated record. Gene Ontology annotation, biological process: Notch signaling pathway; membrane protein ectodomain proteolysis. NCBI's taxonomy places the organism in Eukaryota, Metazoa, Arthropoda, Insecta, Hymenoptera, Braconidae. Gene Ontology annotation, molecular function: metalloendopeptidase activity. The transcript is spliced from 9 exons. Gene Ontology annotation, cellular component: plasma membrane. Bases 77 to 2809 code for a protein of 910 amino acids.
GUGUGCUAGCUGUCAACGAUUUUUUAGUGAUUCCGGAUGCAACAAUAGGAUUGAUAGGAAGAUAGUGUUGGGGAAUAUGGUUACGAUGCCAAGUGAUACGUGCGGAUACGUCCUUUUCCUCCUGCUUCUCGUGCCGUACAUCGAGAGUGCUCGCAAACUCAACGAAUACAUACGACAUUACGAACCUCUUUCGUAUUCAACUGACGAACUUCAUCGGCAUCACUUGAGGGCCAAGAGAUCAGUAGCACGUGACAAUGCAGUUAAUUUAAAAUUUCGCGCACACGGAAAGGACUUCCACAUACGACUCAAAAGAGACUUGAGUACAUUCAGUAAUAAUCUGGUAAUUGAGGGUCCAUCUGGAGAGGUUGAGGAUCUAGAUACAUCACAUAUUUACGAGGGUCACUUACUCGGUGAGCCAAAUAGUCAAGUGUUUGGUAGUAUAAGUGACGGUGUGUUCCACGGUCAGAUAAUAUCACCACGCCAUGGUGCAUGGUUUGUCGAGAGGGCCCAUUACUAUUUCCCUCCACAAGCUGUUAACGAGUCCCACCACUCUGUCAUAUACCAUGAGAAUGACAUCGGCGAUCCUUUUGCAGACAAACGAGAGGGUGGUGCCAGUGGUUGCGGUAUCACGGAGAAGGUGGCAGAAUGGAUGGACAGGGUUCAGAAUUCGGGUGAACCUGACGCUCCACCUCCGGUAUCAGCUAGGGAUUCAACAUCAGAUGAUUUGAUAAGGGAGAGGGAGAGGGAGAGGGGUAAGGAGUCACGGUGGGGUGGCCAACCAGAAACACCAGGCCACAAGUACACAAGAGAGGCGAAUAGUGAAACUGGUGAACAGCAACAUAGAAGAAGUCGAAGGGCAACAAGUCCCCAGGAGGACAACCGUAACACCUGUGCCCUCUCUAUUCGUACCGAUCCCUUUAUCUGGCGACAUAUCUCCGAUCAUCUCCAACGAGAUCCGGAGAAAACCAGAGAGGAAAUUCUAUCCUUGAUAGCACAUCAUGUUACAGCAGUGAAUUAUAUAUACAGGGAUACUCGUUUCGAUGGAAAAAUACCCCAUCGAAAUAUCAAAUUUGAAGUUCAGAGGAUAAAAAUAGAUAAUGACACUGCCUGCUCUCAUCCAUCUGAUCCAAACGCCAAUGUAUUCUGUCGGGAUAACAUAGACGUGUCGAAUUUUCUCAAUCAACACUCAUUGGGGAACCAUGAGGACUUUUGUUUGGCUUACGUGUUUACGUACAGAGACUUUACUGGAGGCACCCUGGGACUCGCCUGGGUUGCAUCAGCUUCCGGUGCAUCUGGUGGCAUAUGCGAAAAAUACAAAACCUACACUGAAACGGUUGAGGGCAUGUAUCAGUCGACAAAGAGGUCCUUGAACACUGGAAUCAUUACGUUUGUAAAUUACAAUACCAGAGUGCCACCCAAAGUUUCACAACUGACGCUUGCCCAUGAGAUUGGCCAUAACUUUGGCUCACCACACGAUUUUCCUCCCGAAUGUCGACCUGGUGGACUUCAUGGAAAUUAUAUAAUGUUUGCAUCUGCCACCAGCGGCGAUCGGCCGAAUAAUAGUAAAUUUUCAAAGUGCAGUAUCAGUAAUAUCAGUAAUGUUCUUGAUGCUAUGAUGGAUAACAAGAAGCGUAAUUGCUUUGGCACGUCUGAGGGUGCAUUCUGUGGAAAUAAAAUAGUUGAGGCCGGUGAGGAGUGUGAUUGUGGAUAUGAUUAUGUCGAGUGUGUAGAUAAGUGUUGCUAUCCGAGGCAGACUGAUCCCGACAGAUCAAUGAACCACAAUGAUACAGCCAAGAGAUGCCAGAGACGGGCUGGUGCGCGAUGCAGUCCUAGCCAGGGACCCUGCUGCUCCAGUGAAACAUGUCAGUUUGUUCCAGCAUCUGCCAAAGUCCAGUGCAAAGCUGAAUCUGAUUGCAGUUAUGAUUCAAUGUGUAAUGGAAGCUCUGCCGAGUGUCCACCAUCCUUGCCAAGGGCUAACAAGACCAGGUGCAAUGAGGGAACACAGUUAUGUAUCGAUGGUGAGUGCACAGGAUCAAUAUGCCUGGAAUGGAACAUGACGGAAUGUUUUUUGACAAGCAGCAUUAUUCCGAAUAUCGACAAGAGAACUUUAUGUGAAUUAGCGUGUCAAAAUGGCACUGACGCGUCAACCUGUCGUAGUACAAGUGAAUUUGCACACCUUGUCGGAUUGCCAAAGGGAGGAAUUAGCUUAAGACCAGGUUCACCAUGUGACAAUUUCCAAGGUUAUUGUGACGUAUUUCUCAAGUGCAGAGCUGUUGAUGCUGAAGGACCUCUAGCAAAAUUGAAAAAUUUAUUAUUCAAUAAAGAGACCUUGUUGACAGUGGCACAGUGGGUUACCGAAUAUUGGUGGGCGGUUUUAUUAAUGGGUAUUGCAUUUAUUAUAUUCAUGGGUCUAUUCAUAAAAUGUUGUGCCGUUCAUACACCCUCGAGCAAUCCAAAGAAACCACCGGCGAGACGAAUAAGUGAUACUUUGAGGAGGCCAAUGAAUACUCUCCGAAGAAUGCGUCAUCCCCAUGGUGGUCAUCCCCCAGGUCCAAGGAGUAUUCCUCCACCAGCCCAGGGUCGCAGUCACGGAAGUCGAGGACCCUCGCAUGGCUACGGAGAGGGUCGAGGUGCUCAAUACUAUCCCAAAGGAUAUCGCUCGGUUCCCACAGCUAGUGCACCCGCAAACAGCUCAUCAAGCCACAGUCGGUCCAAUCAUCCAGAAUUGUACGCCGGCGCCUAUUCGGGCUCCGGGGGAGGGGGGAGGGGCCCAGCCUACGAGAUGAGACACCACAACAACAAGGUGUGAUUAUCAUUACCGCAAUCACAACUUUAACACUAAAAAUGAUAAAAUUUAGUCAGUCGUCGAGGUGGAGAGUGAUAUCUCAAUGUUCAGAGAGUCAUGGGUCAACGGACAAAUGGUUAAAUAAUUUCACGUGGUUUCUUCCUCUAGUAGAAAAUCAUGUCGAGGGCCCGCGAUAAAGACUUAUAGGAUGGAAUUCUUGGUGUUACAAAGAAAAUAGCUACUAUUAAGAAUGAUAAAAAAUGGAAAAAAAAAAUAACAAAACAGAUGAAAAAACAAAAAAAUGAAAUGAGAAUGGAGAUUGUCGCUCUUUUUCCUCAAGUCUCUAAUGAUAUGGCCACUAGGUCAAGCUAGCAGCUGGUUAAAUCACCGAAAAUCUUCGUGUAAUCUAGUUGAAAUACAGUUUCGAUAGAGUAAUCCUGGGCAUAUCUAAUAAUUGAUUAUCAAAUUGUAUUGAUUAGAUUAAAUUUUCUAGGAUUAAUUGGGUUCGUAGUGACUGGGAGGGAUAUUUGAAUUAUGUGGGAGGACUAACGGGACGGCUGAAUAUUUUUUUCCUUCACCAUGACGAUAUUUUUUCGGCGAUGAUAAUGACGUUGAAACGUUACCAAAACAUUGUCACAGGUCAUUCAAUUGAUCUCCAUACAAUUGUAGUAUAUAGUAGUUACAUUAUAUGUAUUAUUCUUAUAUGAUAAUUUUUAUUAGAUAAAUUAAACGAGUAAUUGAUCUAAUAAAUGGAAAUAAUGCCUCCUCGAAUUAUAUAAUUCCCAGCUGAUGAGCAAAAUACUAGUGUUCAUUCGAUUCUAUAAUUAUUCAUUAAUAGUUAGCAACUGUCAUUGAUUUUUAUCUACAUUAGUAUCGGUUGAAUAUUAAAGUUCAUAAUUUAUAUGACUUUUUAUUAAUUCGAAUGGGAAUAUUCUCGUUUUGUUGUUUCUUUUGUAACGACGAGUAAAUUAUUCCAAUGUAAAAAAGAAUGAUCUAUAUAUACAUAUAAAUAGAGUAGGACGCUUUAAGCGAAGGUCAUGGUGGACCAAAGAGUGAAAUUGUCGUGAAAUUCAAUUUGGCUGGAAUCGUAUGAAAGCAUUAGUUUUCCUUCCGAUAACCUUUUUAUUACCAUUUUUCUAUUAUUAAAUUGGCAAAUGAUGCAUAUACUUGAUAAGGCUGAUUACAUAUUCUCAAUUUUAGGUGUUUAGAAUUUCUACAUUCCAGGCCAAGAUUCUACAACAAUAAUUCAUUACAAUAAUUCUUUUGCUACAUUAAUUUCCGAGUUGAAAUAUUUAUUACAGCAGGAGAGACGAGCCAUUUAGAUUCUCACCACAAUAAUUGACAUUAAUUAAAAAUAAGUAUAUAGAGCGAUGAAGACAGAAUUGAUUUCAAUGACAAGCUAAUGUUAUUCUGUAUUUGUUGUCGUGGUUCUUUAGUUUCAGUCGAAAGGGAUAAAUUCCAGUGGCCAUGCCAAAAAUAAUUUAAUUAACGAUCAAUAUUGCAAUGUAACGAACAAUUGAGUUGAGGCCCUUGAGAUUGUGGGUCGAAUGACAAUGUACAAUAGAUACAAUGUGAUUAAAAUGGUGUGGAAAAAUAAAAAUGAGGACCGUAGAGCUGGCAGAACAGAUGGCAAAGUAGAAAGAAGACUCAAAACUUUAAAUUAACAAACGAAAAUUGAAGAGAUAAUAGUGUACUGUAUGUAUGAGUGCGAGCCAUAGGUAAAACGCAAGAAUCACAAGGGAGAGAGAACAAAAAUGUAAAUACAUUGAUAUUAUAUAUAAACCGUAACUAUAAACGUAAGAUAACGAUGCGAUGAAAAUGAACAAAAAAAAAUUGAUUGUUUUUAUAUCAGAAAAUCUGUAUGAUAGCGGGAUAAUUCUGUAUUUUGUAAUUGGUACUCUGAAUGAGACUAAAAAUUCCACAUUCAUGUACCAUUUUUCUAUGUGCACAAAAGGAGAAAAAUGUGGAAUGUACAAUUUAGUUUUCAAGGGUGACAUCUUAAUGAAUAAAGACUUUCAUGAAUACGUGAAUGUCGAUUUUUCAACUUAUCAAGUAAAUUUAAACUUGAUGAGAAUUUUAUCUAAGCCUACAAUGGUGCAUCAAGUUGUAUAAAUGUUUAAACAACUAAUGGUAGCAUAACGAGAGCUUUAUCAAAACAACACUCGGAUUCAUUCACUGUUUUAGUUCUCUUAAUUAUCAUUAUUAUUUUGUACCAAUUUACAACUGCCAUUAUCUUCAUCGAUGAUUGUACCAGAGAAUUAAAGAUUUCAAGGGAGGGAUUUAAAGACAGCGAAUUAUUUGCUGAUUGUAAUUGCAAGUGAAGGACUCACUGCCAAGCUAUUUCGACAUUUAUCAGCCUUUUAAUAAUUGUUAAAAAUUGACAAUUUAUUACUGCUUCCAGUUCACUGCCAAAGGACUCGUAACUGUGGCAUAUCCUCAUAGAUGAAAUCGAGUGAUUCAUUGAUUGAAAUGCGCAACAAUGUGAAUAAAACGAGUUGGAUCUGCUUAGAAAUUUAUUCAAUUUUUUUUUUAAUUUCAUUGUGGAAAAAUAAAAAUGGGUACAAGCUCUCGUUGAUAGUUGAAUAUUGCUUGCGUGCGUGGAAAUGAAACAGAGAAUGCGUUGAUACGCGUGAAUAACGAGUAAAAUAUUCAGAUUAACUUCAAUUAUUUUCCCCUCUCCCGUGAAAAAUUCCCUUCAACAGUCUAUCUCUAUUAAAAAAUCCCCCUUCAGUGCUUAAAGGCUUCGUUUCAAUCGUGAUACGAUGCGUUUAAAUCUAUCACCUGUACAUAUAACGUCAAAGGAUGAAACAAAUGUGGGGAGAAGAGAAAUUAACAAAUUUUAAAUUAUAUUUUUUCUAUCAAUCCAAAAAAAAAAAGGAAAUACUUAAAAAGAUGAAUGGAUACGAAUGGAAAAGUGUAAAAAAAAUGUGAGGGAUUUAUUGAUAUUUAUACGUCCUAUUUGAGUCUCCAUUAAUUUCAAUCACCCUGAUAAUUGAAAUAAUAAAUUAAUUUGACUGUUUCUGUAUAGGAGUCAUUAAGAAAUAUAUAAACUUGAGAACCAGUUGCUUGGAUAUCAUAAAGCACCAAGUGGCCUUUGCUUUCUUUAAUACGUUGAAUCUUCCCUCUUCAGUUCCCCAAAUAAAUUAACGUCGAAAUAAAUUCAUUAUUUUACCAAGCAUGAACGUAGUGACGUCUGAAACUCUUUCUCUUUUGCUCGAUUAAAU